This is a messenger RNA of Anastrepha ludens (Mexican fruit fly), 1401 nucleotides long. RefSeq names its product flap endonuclease 1 (gene Fen1). Gene Ontology annotation, cellular component: nucleus. Gene Ontology annotation, molecular function: DNA binding; 5'-flap endonuclease activity; manganese ion binding. The transcript has 5 exons. Lineage: Eukaryota; Metazoa; Arthropoda; Insecta; Diptera; Tephritidae. The record is from RefSeq and is a predicted model, not a curated record. Bases 89 to 1243 code for a protein of 384 amino acids.
UCGUACUAUCGUUGUUGCAUUAGUAAAUAACCGCGCGCCAACUAAAUCCCAAUCAUUCUUUUUAACUUGUUUGCUUCAAUACGCCACUAUGGGAAUUUUGGGCUUAGCAAAAUUAAUAGCAGAUAUUGCACCAGUUGCCAUUAAAGAAAAUGAAAUUAAAAACUACUUCGGACGCAAAGUGGCCAUUGAUGCAUCGAUGUGUCUCUAUCAAUUUCUGAUUGCUGUACGUGCUGAUGGUGCGCAACUAACAACCGUGGACGGUGAGCCUACAUCACAUCUGAUGGGCAUGUUCUAUCGUACUAUAAGGAUGUUAGAGCAUGGCAUUAAGCCGGUAUAUGUGUUUGAUGGUAAGCCGCCAGAUUUAAAAUCCGGUGAAUUGGCGAAGCGUGCAGAGCGUCGCGAAGAAGCACAAAAGGCUUUGGAAAAGGCCGAGGAGGCGGGCAAUGCAGAAGAGGUGGAGAAAUUCAAUCGUCGUUUGGUGCGUGUGACUAAAGAUCAUGCGCGUGAGGCGCAGGAAUUACUUAAACUGAUGGGAGUGCCCUAUGUAGAGGCACCAUGUGAAGCGGAAGCACAGUGUGCAGCACUGGUAAAAGCAGGCAAAGUUUAUGGCACGGCUACAGAGGAUAUGGACGCACUUACCUUUGGUUCCAGUGUGCUGCUACGUCAUCUGACAUUCAGUGAGGCACGCAAAAUGCCGGUUAAGGAGUUUUUUUAUGAAAAAGUGCUUCAAGGACUCGAACUGACUAGCACAGAAUUCAUAGAUCUUUGCAUACUGCUGGGAUGUGAUUACUGUGAAGGUAUCAAGGGUAUUGGACCAAAGCGUGCUGUUGAGUUAAUCAAUACUCAUCGCGAUAUAGAGACUAUACUAAAGAAUAUUGAUCAAAAGAAAUAUACGGUAGCGGAGAAUUGGAAUUAUCAAGUGGCGCGUGAACUGUUUUUAAAUCCAGAAGUAACAGAUCCAAUGAGUAUUGAGCUUAAAUGGACAGAACCCGAUGAGGAAGGUUUGGUUAAAUUUCUUUGCGGUGAUCGGCAGUUUAGUGAGGAUCGCGUACGCGCCGGUGCCAAGAAAAUUCAAAAAUCCAAAAACACACAGACGCAGGGACGACUGGACAAUUUUUUUAAGACUUUGCCAUCUACAAAUAAUAAUAAAGCCACACCUAAGCGUAAGGUUGAAGAGGAUAAAAAGGGUGCCAAUAAGAAAUCCAAAAUUGGCGGCGGUGGCCGUGGUAGGCGUCCUAAGUAAUGCAGUGUUUUUUAUGAACCUAUUGACCAGUUAUAAUUUAUUGACUUGAAUAAGUAUAGUUGAUAUGUAAGCGCAUUUGUGAGCGCACCAGUAACCGCAGUUGCUUAAAAUACUAAUGCAAUUGUAAUGUUUCUUUCUUUUUUCAAGCCUCAUAUUUU